Molecule: messenger RNA, 480 nt
Organism: Gongylonema pulchrum
Lineage: Eukaryota; Metazoa; Nematoda; Chromadorea; Rhabditida; Gongylonematidae
Source: the annotation of a GenBank genome assembly
GAGUGCAGCAGCAAUUGCUGGCGACAAUUUUGCAAUAAUGGCAAGUGAUACGCGUAUGUCACAGUAUGAAGUGAAUGUCCUGACUCGUGAUGCCGAGAAAAUCCAUCUGUUAUCACGCAAUCUCUACUAUCGUCGUUUCUUCCCCUACUACACAGGCGCAAUACUAGCUGGCAUCGAUGAGAACGGCAAAGGAGCUGUAUUCAGCUACGAUCCUAUUGGCUGCAUUGAACGUCUCACGUAUUCGGCAUCCGGUAGUGCAGAACCAAUGAUGAUGCCUUUCUUUGAUUGCCAGGCAAUGACACUAUCGAGCGACGUGGAGAAGCCGCGUUUAACGAUCGAACGUGCCAAAUCGUUGAUGAAAGAUGCAUUUCGUGUAGCAUCAGAACGUGAAAUAAGCACUGGCGAUAAAAUUCAUAUAGUAAUUGCUGAAGCUGGCAAACCACUUCGUAAAAUGUUUUUGCCACUUCGUGAAGAUUAAUA